GCCCUUUCCAAUAUGGCGUCGUCUGUGUAUGGGUUCACGUUAAUGACGCAAUAAUACUGCGCUGCACAGAAGCGCGCCAGUGUCAUGUAAACAUGUGCGCUUAUGUCAGACUCUACCAAAGAAGGUGAGGAUGGACGUGACUCAUUCGCUCCGUGAGCGCACCAUCGCUGAAAACAGUCUGGUGGUCCUGCUGCAGGGUCUGCACGGCCAGGUGACCACAGUGGACCUGAGAGACGAGAGCACGGCGAGAGGACGUGUAAUUAACGUGGACGCCUUCAUGAACAUCCGUCUGGAGGAAGUUUUGUACAAAGAUAGGCGUGGACGUGUGUCCAGUAUGGACGAUCUCUUCAUUACGGGCCGAAACGUGCGUUACGUUCACAUCCCAGACCAUAUGAACAUAAUAGAGACCAUACAGACUCAGCUCACCAAAAUACACCGUGUGCGCAACUUCGGUGGUGGAAGGAAGGAAUACUCAAAGAAAACAAAAUAGAGAUGACUUUUUGGGAUAUAUUAUUUUUCGUUAUUUUGUAAAUUUAGUUUUAACCAGACUUUAGUUUGGAAAUGUUGUGUUGGAAAGUUUUAUAUUCUCUGUUUACUGCCAUCAUGGUUUAAAAAUGCAAUAAACAAAUUACUUCAACCAGA
Paramisgurnus dabryanus is the source of this 642-nucleotide messenger RNA. It is a transcript of the gene lsm10, whose product is annotated as LSM10, U7 small nuclear RNA associated. Gene Ontology annotation, molecular function: U7 snRNA binding; histone pre-mRNA DCP binding. NCBI's taxonomy places the organism in Eukaryota, Metazoa, Chordata, Actinopteri, Cypriniformes, Cobitidae. The record is from RefSeq and is a predicted model, not a curated record. Gene Ontology annotation, biological process: mRNA 3'-end processing by stem-loop binding and cleavage. Gene Ontology annotation, cellular component: cytoplasmic U snRNP body; nuclear body.